Xiphias gladius (swordfish) is the source of this 5756-nucleotide messenger RNA. It is a transcript of the gene adarb1b, whose product is annotated as adenosine deaminase RNA specific B1b. The transcript is spliced from 8 exons. Gene Ontology annotation, molecular function: double-stranded RNA binding; double-stranded RNA adenosine deaminase activity; tRNA-specific adenosine deaminase activity. Gene Ontology annotation, cellular component: nucleolus; cytoplasm. The record is from RefSeq and is a predicted model, not a curated record. Bases 190 to 2592 code for a protein of 800 amino acids. Gene Ontology annotation, biological process: RNA processing; adenosine to inosine editing. Lineage: Eukaryota; Metazoa; Chordata; Actinopteri; Istiophoriformes; Xiphiidae.
GUGUGUGUGUGUGUGUGUGUCUACAUUGCGUGUUGAUAUGUGUGAUCGUAUUUGUGUGCAUUUGUGUUUGAGACCAAUAUAAACUGUACAACCUGAAAAGUGUGCAGUAGCUGUAAUAGUUGAAAAUAUAUUUUUACCACUUUACCCUGACUAUUAGAAUAAUAGGCCUACAUAAUUACAAUUUUAAUUAUGAAGAUAUAUCAAGAGUUUAAUUUCAAAAUUAAAAACCAUUUUACCAAAACUUUUUUCAAUAGUGCUUUUAACUUUGGAAAAGGUAUACUUCUGAGAUUACACCAUCGCUUUAAGAACAAUAGAUGUAUUGAUGAUGUUCUACUAUUUGCAGUAAUAUUAGUAGACUUUAGGUUAAGAUUUUCAAUGAAAUUAAAAGCAGAUUCAUCUUGCUAUAAUGAAGGAACACAAAUCACUGGUUCAGUUCCAAAGAGUGAUAAAGGAAUCUAUAAAUUUUGCAUUUACAAGAUCCUGCAACGAAGGCGUUGUAAGUUACUCUUUCUGGGCACCGCAGGUUCGAGCAGCACCGACGUUAAGGAAAACCGAAAUCUGGACAACGUGUCCUGCAAAGAUGGGCUGGGAGUGGCUGAACAGCUCCCCAAUGGAAGCGGCCUGGGCAGUCGAAAGCGCCCCCUAGAGGAGGGAAACAGUGGUCACACACACUCCAAGUUCCGUGCCAAGAAGCGCAAGAAAACACCAGGGCCAGUCUUGCCCAAAAAUGCUCUGAUGCAGCUGAACGAAAUCAAACCGGGUCUACAGUACAAAUUGUUGUCUCAGACAGGACCAGUCCAUGCACCAGUUUUUGUCAUGACUGUGGAGGUCAAUGGACAGAUGUUUGAGGGCAUGGGCCCAACAAAGAAGAAGGCUAAACUGAAUGCAGCUGAGAAAGCACUGCGUUCCUUCGUCCAGUUCCCCAAUGCCUCUGAGGCACACCUGGCCAUGGGUCGAACACUGACGGUGAACACAGACUUUACAUCUGACCAAGCUGACUUCCCAGAUAUGCUCUUCAACGGCUUUGAGACACCAGCCGCACCUGAAGAGUCCUUCUAUCUAGGCUCCAAUGGUAGCAGCUCCUUAAACUCACUAGGAGAGUACCCACUGCCCACACCACCUGGCAGCAACCUUGUCCAGGCCCCAUUGCCCCCUCCAUUGGCAUUCAACUCGCCCUCCAGUGGCAAAAACCCAGUCAUGAUCCUCAAUGAGCUCAGGCCAGGCCUCAAAUAUGACUUUGUCUCAGAGAGCGGGGAGAGUCAUGCCAAGAAUUUUGUGAUGUCAGUAACAGUGGAUGCACAGACGUUUGAAGGCUCAGGGCGCAACAAGAAGCUGGCUAAAGCCCGGGCAGCACAAGCCGCCCUCUCCGCUCUCUUCAACAUGCAGCUAGACCAGACACCAUCCCGGCAACCCAUUCCGAGGGAGGGAUUGCAGCUUCACCUACCCCAGGUUCUGGCUGAUGCCGUCUCCCGCCUGGUGGUGGAUAAGUUCAGUGAGCUGACAGACAACUUCACCUCCCCCCAUGCGCGACGGAAAGUCCUAGCAGGGGUCGUCAUGACAACAGGGACAGAUGUGAAGGAAGCACAGGUCAUUUGUGUCUCCACAGGAACCAAAUGCAUCAACGGUGAGUACAUGAGUGACCGCGGCCUGGCACUCAAUGACUGCCACGCUGAGAUAAUCGCCCGACGCUCGCUCAUCAGGUACCUCUACACUCAGCUGGAGUUCUUCCUCAGCAACAGCAAGGAGGACCAUUUGAAGUCGAUAUUUGUGCACUGUGACAAGGGAGGCUACAGGUUAAAGGACAACGUUCAGUUCCACCUCUACAUCAGCACCUCGCCCUGCGGAGACGCCAGGAUCUUCUCCCCACACGAGGCCGGAGUGGAAGACCAAGGAGACAGACAUCCAAACCGGAAAGCACGGGGCCAGCUAAGGACCAAAAUUGAGUCAGGGGAAGGCACCAUCCCUGUGAGGUCCAGCAACACCAUCCAGACCUGGGAUGGAGUGCUGCAAGGAGAGAGGUUACUCACAAUGUCGUGCAGUGACAAGAUCGCAAGGUGGAAUGUGGUGGGCAUCCAGGGCUCUUUGAUGAGCUACUUCACGGAGCCAAUCUACUUCUCCAGCAUCAUCCUUGGCAGCCUUUACCACGCUGACCACCUCUCCCGGGCCAUGUACCAGCGCAUCGCAGAUAUCGAGGACCUGCCCCAGCAGUUCACUCUCAACAGGCCUUUACUCAGUGGUAUAAGUAAUGCGGAGGCCAGGCAGCCAGGCAAGGCACCAAACUUCAGUGUGAACUGGACGGUGGGUGACCAGGCCCUGGAGGUGAUCAAUGCAACCACAGGCAAGGACGACAUGGGUCGCGCUUCACGUCUUUGCAAGCACACCCUCUACAGCCGUUGGGUGCGCCUACAUUCUAAGCUGUCCUCCAUCUUGCGGAUCAAGGUGCUCAAGCCCAGCUCCUACCAUGAAGCCAAGCAGGCAGCCACAGAGUACCACUCGGCUAAGCAGGCGCUCAUCAAGGCCUUCCACAAGGCCGGCCUUGGGGCUUGGGUCAAAAAGCCCAUUGAGCAAGACCAGUUCACCCUCAGCUCCUGAGGGAGUCAAGGGGACCAAGGGAUUACUAAACCCCCCACUCCUUCCCCCCUGACCCAGGCCUGAAAGCAAGAGAGCCCCUUAUUAACAGCCAGCCCACACAGACACUUACCUCCGUCCCAUAUGUCGGCGCGCACGUGCACUUUGUACUUGGGGAAAUAAACGUGCGUAGUUUCACAAAACAUCCAUAGCUCCUCAUUCUCAUUCCUCAGAAGACCUCAGCCUCACCCUGUCUUCUCCUUUUAUUUGAUUUUUAAUGGAUGGUGUUUUUUCAUCUACUUGUUUUCUGUUUUAAAACUGGAAUCCACGGUUUUUACACCACUCAGUUGUUUAUCUUUCCCGAAGAGAAAUCACGUUGGAAGAUGAAAUUAUACAGUUUUGUCUGUUUUCUUCAUCAGUGAUUGUAGCCAGUUUAGGGUGAAAUGUAGCCUAGAAACACAGGAUCUUUGUUGAGUAAAACCAGUGUGUAUGGACCUAAAAAAUAUAUAUACUUGCUAAAAUUAACGUCUAUGACGAACUUUAACUUAAAGAUGCAUAAAUCUUCAGGAUGUAAAUCUGUUACUGAAAAGAAAGAGAACAUAAAAUAGUUAUAACAUUUAAUGUGUGUUAUUUGGUCCGUUGCUUAGAUGAGACUACAUGUUGUUAGCUCCUGUAUUAAAGAUGAAAAUGUUAUAAAAUAUUGUGGCUCUGUUUGAUUCACUGACUGGACAGAAUAUACAGUACAGGCCAGGUGACACAGCAGUUUAGUAAACUUUUGAUUAAUGUUUAUGUCUUAUUCAUUCAUUCAUGCAUUUUUUUCUGUAAGUUAUAUUAUGCCACUCUCAUUUCAUACUUGAACACUGAGGGGUCUUGUUGACUCCUUCCCCUCGCCUGGGUCUUGGGAAAAGCUUUGGGAGGUGCUGCACGUUGUAUUUUUUUCUUGAUCUAAGCCAUGGCUUUGCAUGGGAACUGAAUUGGGAGGCCUGCAGAGCAGAAAAAGGCGUGGUGGAGAGCUCCGUGCAUCCAUCAGUGAAUGAUUUUGAAUGAAUGCCAGCAUCUUCCUCCACAGGCAGCUUUGAAUCUUCGUCUCUGUUUUCUAGAUUUCUUGUGACUUAUUGUUUGUUUGUUUUGGGGGGAGGGACAGGGACAGUAUUGUUUUCCUUUUUUUCUUAGGAUUGGGCAUUUGAGGAUAGGGAAUUAUAAUAGAGAAAAUAGUGAUAGUAUAUACAGACCUCUCAGAUCUUGUAACUAUGUCACUUUCUGGAAGGGAUCCGUGAUAGCCAUCAGUUGAACUUUUAAUAGAAGGCAUGGUCUAUGUACUGUAGUGCCAAAUACAGUACUAUAUACGAAGCUACAUUCACUAGAUGCCACAUUAUGUCAGUCUGUAGUGAUUGUUUCCGAUGCAAUCAUGUUGUAAUCCCUCCACAUAAUUCUCUCUGGAAACACCUAGAGGAGCAGUGAAGUACCAUGCAGUCCCUGUAUGAAGAGACUCCAAGUUGUAUGCUAAUACAGUAUCUGAUCAACUCUACCAGUAGGUUGCAACCAAAUGUAUCACAAUGUGAUGUCACUUUCGUCCUCCUCUCUACUUCAGAAACAUGUUAGUUGCAUAGUUCAAGAAGACCUUUGUGAUUUGGUUUGACACCUGUACACCCUGAGUGCAUAAAUGUCCCUGUGUUUUAAAUGUGUAAAUGAGGACGAAUUUCCAAGUAACCGCAGUGAAUUCCUGUUCCGAGCUGUGGGAAAUGUAUGUUUGUGUAUGCAAUCUAUGUGUGUGCUCAGGCGUCUUUAAGCAUAUUCUGUGGAAUCUCCACCAAAGAUGAUGAUGUCCAUGUGUGUUUCUGUCUCAGUGUUUUCCUUACAAAGAUUUUUUUUCCUAAUACCUUACACAUUUUUUUUUUUUUAAUCAACCCUUUACUGUUUGGUUUUUGUAUAUCCACUGAACAAUGUACUUUUUGAUUUGUACAAACCAGUGUAUGCAUUUCAAUACGGGGGGAAAUUGAAUUGUCAGGCUUCUUUAGUGCAUCUGUUGCUGUCAGUGGCCACGUGUAUAUUGUGACCUGCGAUCAUUAUGGCUGCAGUACACUGUAGUAGAUUUGUGUAUAUAAGGAAGACGACAAAAAUGACAAAUUCUGUUCCCUGUACAAUCAAUUCAUCCCACUCUCUUGAAAACUGUGUUAGACCUUUCCCUGUUGUUGGGAUAGUGAAGAUGUUAAUGUUCCUAAGUAUUAGUGGUUCUGUGUGACUCACUGGGCACUAUAAAGCAUGGCACUAACACUGCCGGGGUUAUUACAGGCUUGUAGCCACCCAUGUUAAAAACAAAUAAAAAAUAUGCAUUGUAAGGUGCCUCAGCUAAAAGUGGCAUCCACCAGCUGGCACAUGUGAUGUCAUAUAUGUACCUUUUUCACUUACGUUUGGUUGUUUUAUGAGUUGGUAUUAGAGAAGAAGAAGAAAAAGGGAAUCUCCCGGAGUUGACUUGAAGGUGAAAAUGUUUAAAACAGUGGGUUCCAGUGCCCCCUGACAAACAGACCCAGACCAAAGUCACAAGCAAUACUCCUGAUGUCUCCUUUAAUGUCACCCCAUCACAAACAGGAGUCUGAAUGACGUUUCCCUCCCCAUUUGCUCCUCCAGUCUUUGUCUCCUGUUAUAUUCUCUCUCCAAAAAGCUGUCUGAGGUUUGUUUUUUUUAUAUAUAUAUAUAUAUUAUAUAUAUAUAUAUGUAUAUGAUAUAUAUAUUUUGCCCCUAAAGACUGCCUGCUUCUAGAGUUUUGUUUUUCUUUUGACUGCACUAAAGAUGUCAACUGAUGAUGUCAUGAUGAAUAACCGUCCCCGUUUAUGGAUCGGAUGGCAACUAUCAAAGCAAGAACUGUACUGCUUCUGCUUAACCUUUUGUGAAUCCUCACUGAUGGUCAGUGCCCCACCCCACCCCCCACCCCCUGCAGCUGCGUCUGUAGUGGGUUUAUUGUUUUGGUUUGUUUCGUUUGGCAACUCCAGCGGCGCUCAGUGUUUGUCCACGCUGGGCUCCGGAGCCUCUCUUCCCCCGUUUCUCCCUCUCUCCGGUUGUCCAAUGUGUGAAAACCUCCAACAAAAACCACAACCUUGCAUGUACUACCAACACUGAAGCUGCACCUAGCAUGAUGACAAACUUUUAAAGGACUCGUGUAGAAAAAAAAAAUAAAACUGCUAAAGAUA